Molecule: messenger RNA, 2622 nt
Organism: Klebsormidium nitens
Lineage: Eukaryota; Viridiplantae; Streptophyta; Klebsormidiophyceae; Klebsormidiales; Klebsormidiaceae
Source: the annotation of a GenBank genome assembly
AUGCUGCGCUCAGGUCCCAAGAAAGUGGACCCACUCUUUGAAGCCGAGCUGCAGUUUCCAUCCCCCCACAACAAUGCUGAGAACAGAGACACCACGUACAGUGCAGAUCUCCCACCCCCCGCAUCAUCUUCGGAUCGCUGGCUUCCAGAUUCGAACCUCUUCAAUUCAUCAGCGUCCAAAAACCUGAAGUCCUCGGUAGCUGAAAGUGAGAAACCCUUAGCCUCCCAAAGCCCUAAAGCCUCAGGCAGCCUUCUCGGCGCUGUGGCUCUGAUCACUGGCACGUCAGUAGGAGCGGGGAUCUUGGCACUUCCUGGGAUAAGUGCCCCCGCCGGGUUCAUUCCCGCUACGUCGAUCAUGGUCGGCUGCUGGGGCUUCCUGGUUGGGGAGGCCCUGUUGUUGGCGGAGGUGAAUGUGGAGCUGCUGAAAGGGGUCGCCGGCGACAAAAACAGGGCCUCGGAUGUGCUGUCGCUCCGGACGAUGGCGCAGAAGACGCUGGGUCCAGCGGGGGGCACUGCGGCCACGCUCGCAUAUGUGUUCCUGACGUAUGCUCUCCUGACCGCAUACAUUGCAAAGUCGGCCGACGUGCUCUCCCUUCUGAUGGGGCUGCCGACCGAGUGGGCCGGCGUUGCAUUCGUGGGGUUCUUUGGGGUGGUUCUCUUGGUCGGCGGAACCGUCUUCACCGACUAUGUGAACCAGGCUGCAACAGGGAUCAUGCUGACUCUGUUUGCAAUCAUGGUCGGGGGGGGCUCUCUCUUUGCGGACUGGUCCAUUCUCGAGAACGCAGACUGGGCGGCUGCGCCGGCCGCCGUCCCGAUCAUCUUUCUGUCGCUAGUAUAUCAUGACUUGACACCCGUGCUGUGCAGCUAUUUGGGUGGCGACAUCAAGCGGAUUCGCCAGGCCAUUAUUGGGGGGAGCCUGGUGCCGCUCCUCAUGUUCGUCUCCUGCAACGCGGUGGCGCUCGCGAUCUCGCCAGUCACGGGAGGUGGCGACCCGCUGAAUAUCAUCAUCCGGUUAGGAGGUCCUGGCCCCGCCGCUCUGAUUGAGUGCUUCUCCCUGCUGGCAAUCUCCACGUCAUUCAUCGGAACAAUCCUGGGGGCAACCGAGUUCGCGCUUGAGCAGCUCGGGGGGCUGCAGUUCGCAGGGGACAGACCCCCCCUUGCCGAAAGAAAGGAACCUACAGAAAGUGUAAAUACUCGCAAGGCCACAGAGCGCAGGUAUCAAGGGGGUUUGGGAACCGGGUUAAGAGGAAGCUCGUCAAAUCAGGUUAAGUCGUCAAAGGGAUCCGGAAGGGCAGGGGAGGCGGCGGCACACGAAGAGAUCGAUCGGUUGCAAAAACGGGUUAAGGACAAACUCGCGCAAUGGGAGUCGCGGUUUGAGCGUGAGGUGGGGAACGGGCGCAAGAGCAACCUGUACAGUGUAAAUAAGCUCGAUGAGCGCUCGGUGCCCAGAGCGCGCACCUCCAGAGAAGGUAUUCACACCAGGGGUGCUUCGUCUGUGAAUAAUGUUAGCCUGCCUAGUAGCUCAGCCAUUGUUAAUAGUCUACGUUUAGAAUCCCCGUCUAGCCAGACAGGUUCAAGUGAUUCGGAAAACGGAAACGGAAGGGGAUUGGCAAACGGAACCGGACCAGCACCAGGACCGGACUCAAGCGGGAUAAAAACGGACGAUUCUGUGGGCGGCCUUUGGGCUAUUGAAGCCCCGACAACCGGGAAAGUGAACUGGGCACUUCGUACGGGUGCUUUCUGCAUGGUUCUGAUUCCCCCGGUCGGAGUGGCCAGCCAGUAUCCGGACGCGUUCUUCCAGGCGAGCAACCUUGCGGGAGCCUACGGCAUGACGACACUGUACGGCAUCUUCCCUGUGGCCAUGGCCUGGAGCAUGCGGUCCAGUGUCAAGCGAAGGGGCGACGACUCGAUGGCCUUAGGGGAAUACUCUCGGCUGGUCCCCGGGGGCCGAUUCACACUUGUGUUGCUGGGGCUGGGCGCCGCGGCAAUCAUGGCGGGGCAGGCCGCGCUGGACAGCAAAUUGGCUGCGGGCGCUAUUGCCGACGCCCUCGCAGAGGCCGGCCCGGCCCUCGGGGCGCUUCAGGACGCGGCGGCCGUAGCCGCGGCGGCCCUUUCGGACGCUCGCAAACAUGUACAGAGUUUUGCUGCGGACUCGGACGCUCUUCAAUCCGUCCGGAACGCUCUGAUUGAGCGGUAUGCUGAGGUGUCGCAAGCGCUGGAGGAGUCAACGCUAGACGAGUCUCUGCGAAAUGUAGAGAUGCAGUUGAGGCGGCGCUUGGCGGAGUUGACGCGGGAUGUCGAGGGGUUCAGGGUGGCUGAGAAGCUGUCGGCCGCGCAGGGGGGGCUAGAGAAAGUCAGCAUGGGACUGGGAGAGCGUUUGAGCGCGCUGGAGGACUUGAAACUAGACGAAUCUCUGCAAACUGCGGUUGACUCGGCUCUGGGUUUGGGAGCGGAUCUGGAGGUGGAGAUGAGGCAGCGCUUGGCAGAGUGGACAAAAGACCUGGACGGGUCAAGGUUGGCCGAGAAGCUGUCGGUUGCACAGGAGGGGCUAGAGAAGGUUAGCAUGGAAUUGGGAAAGCGUGUGAGCGAGCAAUUGCAGGAGUUUCAGCGACUGAUGCACUAA